GCGUUCCCGCUACAUAGCGACAAGAUGGCGGCCGCCGCCGGAUCAGGCGUCAAAGUCCCUCGUAAUUUCCGGCUGUUGGAGGAGCUGGAAGAAGGCCAGAAAGGAGUUGGAGAUGGAACAGUGAGCUGGGGUCUGGAGGAUGAUGAGGACAUGACUCUGACCCGCUGGAGAGGAAUGAUCAUCGGACCACCAAGGACAAUCUAUGAGAACAGGAUGUACAGUCUGAGGGUGGAAUGUGGCCCACGAUACCCUGAGACACCCCCUUUUGUAAGAUUUGUCACCAAGAUCAACUUGAACGGCGUGCACAACUCAAACGGGGUGGUUGACAUGCGAGCGGUGUCUUCGCUGGCUAAGUGGCAGAACUCGUACAGCAUUCGUGUGGUUCUGCAGGAACUCCGGCGUCUCAUGAUGUGCAAGGAGAACAUGAAGCUGCCCCAACCUCCUGAGGGACAGGUCUACAGCAACUGAGCACCCAGUUCCUCCUCUACUCUUCUUCCUUCUCAUCCCUUCACUUCGCUACUUUCCAUCCGAGACGUGUACAUCCUGACACUUACAGAGAUAUACAUACGCACACACUUAGACACACAUGCACACAUACAUAUAUACAUACAUACAUACAUACCCUCAAAAUAUUCCUGUUCUUUUCCAAGACUCUUGAAAAAAAAAAAAAAAAUCCCUCAAGUUAUCCCUUCUUGUAUACCAGGCCCCUCCCCUCUUGCUGCAACAGCCAGUGAGCCCUCCCUCCCCAGGGAGCUUCCAUUGGACAGAAAAAGAUGGAUGCAGGGCUGGGUCUUGCCCACCAUGCAGACCAGACAUUACGAUACAAAAAAAUACUGUACAUCUUACUAAUCUUCUU
Molecule: messenger RNA, 856 nt
Organism: Chanos chanos (milkfish)
Lineage: Eukaryota; Metazoa; Chordata; Actinopteri; Gonorynchiformes; Chanidae
Gene: ube2v1
Product: ubiquitin-conjugating enzyme E2 variant 1
Exons: 4
Coding region: 25-468 (147 amino acids)
Source: RefSeq, a predicted model, not a curated record